Messenger RNA from Rosa chinensis, 1170 nucleotides. Its product is annotated as disease resistance protein RUN1-like. The transcript is spliced from 3 exons. Bases 556 to 1056 code for a protein of 166 amino acids. Gene Ontology annotation, biological process: defense response. The record is from RefSeq and is a predicted model, not a curated record. Lineage: Eukaryota; Viridiplantae; Streptophyta; Magnoliopsida; Rosales; Rosaceae.
AUUAUGCAUACAGAGAACAUCAAAUGCCCCAGAAAGAGUCUUCUGGCAUGGAUUCUAGCCAACAAAGCCUUCCUCCUGGUUCUGCUUCCACUUUGCCAAAGCUCAAUUUUGUACAUCUCUCACAAGAAGAAAACUAGGCCAAACGACGUACAUCUCCUCAUUUAUGAGUCACAAAGACCACUUUUGUGUUUCUUCUUCAAAGUGAUGGAAUAGGGGAAGAUACGCGCAAGGCCUUUGCUGAUCACCUCAAGGCUGCCUUGAAAUCCACUGGAAUACACACAUUUAGAGAUGAUGACGAGAUCAGGAGAGGAGCAAAUAUCGCACAAUAGCUGCAAAAGGCAAUACUUGAGUCACCGGUGUCCAUAAUUGUCUUCUACAAGAGCUAUGCUUCCUCAAGAUGGUGCCUGAACGAACUUGCAAGGAUCAUGCAACAUCACGUACAGAGCCUAUGGACACCAGGUUUUGCCAGUUUUCUAUGAUGUCGAUCCAAAGGAUGUGAGGAAUCAGAGUGGGAGUUUUGCAAAAGCAUUUGCCAAACAUGUAUUCGAGCAAAAAAUGGAUAAGGUGGAGGAGUGGCGAAGAACACUCAGUGAUGUUGCAGACAUGGGAGGGAUGGUUUUAGGAAAUCAGUAUGAGUCACAGUUCAUCCAACAUAUUGUUCAUGAAACUCUGAAAAUGCUGAAUGAAUCGUUAUUUAAAGGUUGUUCCAAUAUUGUUGGAAUGCCCUACCGUGUGCAAAAGCUGAAUAGAUGGCUGAAAGAUGGAUCAAAUGAUGUUGAUGUGGCUGUGAUAUGUGGCAUUUGUGGAAUUGGAAAGACCACAGUUGCCCGAGUUGCUUAUAACCUAAACUUUUACAGAUUUCAAGGUAGCAGCUUUCUUGAAGAUAUAGGAGGAACUUUAGAAGAAGACGUUGGUAUUCUUGACCUCCAAAAAAAACUUCUUUCAGAUAUCCAAAGGAGUGAAGAGACAGAAGCCAUAGACAUCAGCAGCCCAAAUGAAGGAAGAAGCAAAGAUCAAACACGCUGUGUGUUGCAAAAGAGUUCUUAUUGUUUUUGAUGAUGUGUCCCACUCUAACCAAUUCAAUGAAAUUCUUGGAAAACGCAGAUGGUACUGUCCAGGAAGUAAACUUAUCAUUACAACCAAAGAUAAACAUUUGCUGAAAAAUCAAGA